AUGGAAACCACCCCUCAACCAAACAACAUCAGCUCCGCGAUCAACGCACUAGACGAAUCAAACGACGACUCAUGUAAUGACACCACAUCAAAUACACAAACCGAAAGACGAGCCAGAGAAAAUACCGAGAAAUCUAUCACUCGCCCUGCUACCCCUUCACCCUCUCACAUCGAAUCCGCAUCGCCAUCACCAUCACCUCCGGCGACUGUUGUUUCUGAUGCCUCCUCUUACCCAAUGAAAAAAAAAAAAAAUCACCGUCAAGAGGACAGUCAUUGCAGCGUCGCGCCUAGAUCUUACUCCUUUUUGGUUAUAAUUUCUUAG
Molecule: messenger RNA, 321 nt
Organism: Paraglomus occultum
Lineage: Eukaryota; Fungi; Glomeromycota; Glomeromycetes; Paraglomerales; Paraglomeraceae
Source: the annotation of a GenBank genome assembly